AUGGCUGCCGGUAGGGAUCGUGCAUACCGGAAGAGGGCCGGUCUCGAAACAAGAGCAGAGACCGAACAGAAACAAGGCGACGAAAUCGGACCCGGUGCUGAAAGAAUAAGGUCCAGCACCUCAAGCAGGCGGGGAACCGACGCUAGGCUUGAAUUCGAACAAACGCGGACCAUUGCGGAGGAAGAUGAUCGCCCGCCGUACAGCGCUUCGUCGGACAAGGCAAUGGGCAAGUACAAAGCCCAGGCGAAGGAUUCAGGCUAUCAGCGCGACGGUCGCACGAGGGCUGAAAUGACCGAACCGAGGCCGCUCGGGCGGUCCAGCAGACAGAGGUCUUCUAUAACAGAAAAACCGCGUGACGAACCCAACCCGGAAUACGAGGCUAACCCCAUCGGUUCUGGUUACGAAGGUAGGUCAGCUUCCAGGACUAAGUGGAAAGCGCGCAAGCCGGAGCCGGUGGUGCCCAAGAGAGAGACGAGGCGCUCGAUUUCCGAAAAUGAUGAUCGCGAGAACCUCGAGAAUGAUACGAGAAGCGAGUAUGCGCGAAAGGCGAUCCUUAAAGAGCCCUCGGAACCUCUGGGACGAGAAGGGAAAGCCGAUAAGGCGACAGACGAGAUUCGUGAGCGUGGUGAACGCAGAGAGCGCGAACCAAGCGCUGUGGUGAAGGAAAUGAAGACCGCAACUGAGUCGAAGGAACCUCCGGUGUCUACGAAAGAAGGCCCCGCAAAGCAAGUGUCAGAAGAAAAAGGCCCAGACAAGACGCCUGCGGUCGUCGCCGAAGGCGUGUUGGACGACGAAGACAAGUACUCCACGGACUCGGAAGACUAUUACGAAGAGGUCACUGAAGAAGUCUUAGAGCCUGACCCCAACGACUGGCGGCGAGGACGCAGCGGAGUUAUAACGCGUCGCACGACGCGUUCCACUUCGAAAAAGCGAAAGUACGCCAAGCCGAACGCCCGUAAGUCAAGUCCGCAGCCCAGUUCAAAGCAUAAGACAACCACCACUAGCGAGAAAAAGCAGCGCGACGACGAGAUUGACUCUGAAAAGAAGAAUGAGACCACUACUAGCGACGCAGACGACUCGUUCCCGCCAGCGCAAGAUGGUGAAGAGAAGGAGACAGGAACGUGCCCCUGUUGCGGAUCCUGCUGGCCUAGCCACAUGGAUGAGUCGCGGAUGAAGGCGGCUCAAGGACAAAGCAGAAUUUGGCGACGUCGCUUGCGCCGUGGUGAUGAAGGUCCUGCCGGGGACGAAUGGUACGAGGUGCGUAAUUUCGGGCCCAAGCAGAACUUGCGCUUCAAACGAAAAACCGACAACGCCGACAAGGCCGGCGGAGGUUUACAAGGAAGCGUGCAGUUUACAGAGCGAAUGCCUUCUCCAAACGCGCCUUCGUCAGCAUCCCCACCCCCGUAUUCCGCGCCGCAACUAUACUCCCCGGCAGUACAGGGGCAAGACGUCUACUUCAGCGCCUAUCAGCCAAACCUACAAAGCCCCUACCAGAGACCCCAACAGCCGUUGUUCCCAGCUCCGAUGGCCUUUCCGCAGCCGUACCCGAUGCCACCAGCGGCGAUGAUGGGCGCGUACUGCGGGGCUGUCCAGGCGAACUCUGCGACGGCGUUUCCCGCGGCUACCAGCGGCUUCUGUGCCACUUGCCGCGCGCAAGCGCACUCGGGCCAGCUCUCGUACCCGUUCGGCGGUGGCCAGCCGGGGCCGACCAUGAGCGUGGAGGACUUCUUACGCCGCGAGCAGCGUGUGCGCCAAGAAGAGAGGCUGCGCCAAGAGGAGAAGCAGCUGCGUGAAGAGAAGCUGCGACGCGAAGAGCGCCUGCGCCAGGAGGAGCGGCUGCGACGCGAACAGCGGGCCCGCAAGGAGGAACGAAGGCGGCGUGAGCUCGAGGAGGAGCGACUGCGCCAAGAAGAACGGCUGCGCCUCGAAGAGCGCAUUCGCGAGGAACAGCGGCUCUCGUUGGAAGCUCGCCUCGAGCAACAGCGCAGGGAGCGCCUCGAGAGGCAGCGGCGCGAGCGACUCGAAGAGCAGCGCCGCUACAACGACAGCCUGCGUCGAGCGCUGGCCGAGCAGAGGAUGGCCAUCGAUCGCGGUGCUGCGGUCCCUCCCAGCGGCUUCCUCGAUGAGGUCCUGAUUAGGGCCCGUCUACGACCGGCGCCUAGCUCAGUUCCGAGUAGAAUGGGCUUGCAGGACGGGCUCAGGACCUCGUCCCUGCGUGAUCUGUUGCUCAGGGAGUCGGAGCGGCCAGCAGCGUCGAUGCGAGGCACCAGUCGCCCUGUCCGCUGGGAAGACGUGCAUCGCUACACUGAGAAGGCCGGAGACCCGCGAGACGGCUGGGGACCUCCUUCGCGUGGCGGUGGCAGGUUUCGCUAG
This is a messenger RNA of Dermacentor silvarum, 2373 nucleotides long. RefSeq names its product MAP7 domain-containing protein 1-like. NCBI's taxonomy places the organism in Eukaryota, Metazoa, Arthropoda, Arachnida, Ixodida, Ixodidae. The transcript has a single exon. The record is from RefSeq and is a predicted model, not a curated record. Bases 1 to 2373 code for a protein of 790 amino acids.